Molecule: messenger RNA, 474 nt
Organism: Filobasidium floriforme
Lineage: Eukaryota; Fungi; Basidiomycota; Tremellomycetes; Filobasidiales; Filobasidiaceae
Product: regulator of volume decrease after cellular swelling-domain-containing protein
Exons: 3
Biological process (GO): chloride transport; mRNA cis splicing, via spliceosome; spliceosomal snRNP assembly
Cellular component (GO): methylosome; cytosol; spliceosomal complex
Source: RefSeq, a predicted model, not a curated record
AUCGCCUCGGUGCCAAAGUUCAUCUCUCGAGAAGAGCAUAUCAGCCUCACGUCGACCACGCCAGCGUCUUGGACCGACAUUCCGCCUGUUCUCCAUUUCAACGAGGAAGGUGUCAAGAUCGAAUUUGACCCUGCCUACCGCAAUCAGACCGAAAUGAAAGGGGACAUCUGGGUAACUGAAGGUUCCGUGGCUUUCAUGCCGAAAGGUACCGGUAGCACCGGGUUCUCUUUGGCUUACCCAAAAAUCACGCUCCAUGCCGUAUCGAGGAACGCAGAUGCAGGCAACUGUCUUUACUGCCAGAUCGCCGACCCGUCUGUUGAACCAGUGGCCAACGAAUCGGACGAGGACGAGGAAGAUGACGAGGAGUACGAGCCACUGAGAGAGAUGAGGAUAUAUGUCAAGGACGAUGCUGCCCUCGACCGGAUCUACAAUGCCUUCACGGAUUGUGCCAACCUGCAUCCUACCCCGAAUGAU